Molecule: messenger RNA, 1422 nt
Organism: Musa acuminata subsp. malaccensis (wild Malaysian banana)
Lineage: Eukaryota; Viridiplantae; Streptophyta; Magnoliopsida; Zingiberales; Musaceae
Source: RefSeq, a predicted model, not a curated record
UGAGGAGAAGUGACUUGGAACGUUAAGGAGACAGCGACACGGAGGAGGAGAAACAGGGCAGAAUUGGCAGGGAAUCCGUUGUGAGCGGAGUUGGCGGAGGGCAAUGCACGGUUCCGAUAAGGGGAGAGGAGGAGGAGAGAAAGAAAGAGAGGGAGAGAAAGAGACGGCAAUUGGAUUAGGUGGAGACUCGAAGAAGAACAACAGGGUUCUCGCAAUGCUCUCCGGAAUUAUCUGCUUGACACGAAGGUAAUAUUGUCGUCGCGGCGAUCGCCAGGAAGGAGGAGACCGUAAUUGGAGUUUGCUUUUGACGGGCGGGGCCCCUCCACAUUCCCGCGUGAUAAAACGGUGGUUUCCCCGCCUUUCCAUCACCUCCCCUUCUUCGUCUUCGCGCAUCGACGUAUUGCAGCAUCCAUCAAAGGCAAAAAGACAGAUUGGUUCUUUUGCUCCUUCGGAUAUUGCCCGAAUGAUGGGUCAGUGGCCACACGGAUUCCUUUUUCGAUUAUAGAUAAGAGAACAUUGAUGAAGCUUGGGGAAUUCGACGCUGAAACCUGUGCAAUUCCCUUGGCUUCCUUGAAGUCGGAAGCAGAGCCAGCCAGCCAGCAUCGGCUUUGUGUUACAGGUGAUGCUAUGGUUGGAAACCGAUCAUGGUUUGGAGGAGUCCUUUACCGCAUUGGCAACAAACGUCAAAGUAGUAAUGAAAAGACAAUUGAUUUUACUUUGACCCCUCUUCAGGAAGCACGAUUACAAAAGCUUAAGGAGCGUUUGAAUAUACCAUUUGAUGAGGCGCGACCAGAUCAUCAGGAAGCUCUCAGAGCUCUUUGGCAUGCGUCCUUCCCAAGAACAGAACUCACAGGUCUCGUAUCGGAGCAAUGGAAAGACAUGGGGUGGCAAGGACCAAACCCAUCGACUGAUUUCAGGGGUUGUGGAUUUGUUUCGCUUGAGAAUCUAUUAUUUUUUGUGAGGACUUAUCCGGCUUCUUUCCGAAGGUUACUAUUCAAACAAGAAGGAAAUAGAGCCACAUGGGAAUACCCAUUUGCUGUCGCAGGUGUCAACAUCUCAUUCAUGUUGACUCAGAUGCUAGAAUUGCAUUCAGCAAGACCCAAAUCUGUGCCGGCGAUCAAUUUUUUGAAAGUUCUUUCAGAAGACGAGGAAGCAUUUGACGUUUUAUACUGCAUAGCGUUUCAGAUGAUGGAUGCUCAGUGGCUUGCAAUGGGUGCUUCAUAUAUGCAAUUCAAACAAGUGUUGGAAGCAACAAGGAUCCAACUAGAGAGGGAGCUGUCUUUAGACGACAUUCACCGAAUCCAAGAUCUACCUGCUUACAACCUUUUGUACAAAUAGGCUCCAUCUAAUUCCAGUUGUAAAAGUUGUUUUCCUAAGGAAUUCUUGUACAGUUACAGUUUAUCUGGCAGAGACCUUUUUCUC